CGACAUAUUGAAACCGAAUUGAAUGCUAAAGGUGAUAUUGUUCAAGUGCGAUGUCCAAAGUCUCGUUGCACAACAGAGUUGACUUAUGAGAAUUUAAGAAGAUUAGCUCCAAAAGAAUUAUUCGAAAGGUGUAUGACACGUUGCUACUACGCGCUGCCAUUCGUAAGCUCCCUGACUUUCAUUGGUGAAAGGCACCUAGAUGCGGUUCCGGUCAAGAGCACACGACCGGAG
Molecule: messenger RNA, 231 nt
Organism: Funneliformis mosseae
Lineage: Eukaryota; Fungi; Glomeromycota; Glomeromycetes; Glomerales; Glomeraceae
Source: the annotation of a GenBank genome assembly